Messenger RNA from Insectozyma verbasci, 600 nucleotides. The record is from the annotation of a GenBank genome assembly. NCBI's taxonomy places the organism in Eukaryota, Fungi, Ascomycota, Pichiomycetes, Serinales, Debaryomycetaceae.
AUGUCCAUUUUUGGUGCAAUAUGUUCAGGUAGACCAAUGAUUCUUUCUCAGCAAGUGGAGCCAACAAAAUUUGUAAUUACAAUUCCGAAUGCUUCGAACGUUAAUUAUAUUACGAUAUUUAUUUUACCAAAUUCACCAUUUACAGAUCCGAACAUUACAGCAUUAAUAUACUUUCAAAUCACCAACAGUAACUCAGAAUUUAAACUUCUUGGUGGAAUAAAUCCAACUAAACCAUCAGCAAUAUACAAAGUAAAUAAGAGCUCAAAAAAAGAUGAAGAUGACGGUAUGAAUCUUGAUAUUGAUCUUAAUGACGAUGUUGUAAUUAAUAUUGGUAUCUCAAUUGAGCCUACUCCGCAAGCUGAACAGCUUAUAAAUGAUUCAAAAAGUCAAUUGGUGAAAGUAAAUAAAACUGGAAUUAACAGUGGUGUUUCUGAUACUGCUUCUUUGGCUAAUAAAAUUGUAGGAAAUGCUUAUAAUUAUCUUGCUAGUUUUAUUGAUGAUCUGGGGAAGGUUCCAAUAAAAGCAUUUGAUAAUUGGUGGGAUAAAUUUAAGACAAAAUUACAGAAUAAUCCAAAUUUCUUGAAUGAGAUACAAAAUUAA